Sinocyclocheilus rhinocerous is the source of this 1530-nucleotide messenger RNA. RefSeq names its product upstream transcription factor 2, c-fos interacting (gene usf2). The coding region runs from base 455 to 1435 and encodes 326 amino acids. Gene Ontology annotation, biological process: regulation of transcription by RNA polymerase II. NCBI's taxonomy places the organism in Eukaryota, Metazoa, Chordata, Actinopteri, Cypriniformes, Cyprinidae. The record is from RefSeq and is a predicted model, not a curated record. The transcript has 11 exons. Gene Ontology annotation, molecular function: RNA polymerase II cis-regulatory region sequence-specific DNA binding; protein dimerization activity; DNA-binding transcription factor activity, RNA polymerase II-specific.
GACUCCACUCCAUAUCUUAUUAACGGCAGCGCUACAAUGUGGCUGCUUGCGGAUGGAUACGUGAAGAUCGAUAGCAAAGCAAUACAGCGCGGUUCGCGAAAACGAGAUUUUAAAGUUCAAAACGCCUGUAAAUAAACUGAUAAAUAAACCCAGUGUUAACGUGGGAGCAAAAAGUCUGAAAAGAAGCGACUCAACAGGUCGAGAACUCGUCUAGACAGAAGGGCAGGAGUGAGUAACAUACGCAACAAAGCCGCGCAGUGAGCACAACAACAACCGGUACACCUUCCUUCUUCCUCCACAGCGGUCUCCAUUUUAACUCCUCGCCCAGCCUGCACCUCACGUGUCCUGGACUGUCUUUCUCACAUGACCCGUGUGUUUGUCCCCGUGAUCAGCACUUCCAUCUCCCGUAUUUCAAGUGCCGCUGAAUAUCGCAUUUUAAAAUCCGUUCGCCUUCAUGGAUAUGCUCGAUCAGAGCUUGGACACCUCGACGAGUCACGAGAAACAGGAAACAGAGGAGGUUGUUCAGCUGCAGGAGGGAGAGGGGGUGGGAGCGGAGGAGCAGGCAGCGGUUACCAUAGCGAGUGUCCAGCAAGCAGCAGCCUUUGCAGACCACAAUGUUCAGUACCAGUUCCGGACAGAGAACACUGGUGGACAGGUGACAUAUCGUGUGGUCCAGGUAACAGAGGACCAUUUGGAAGCAGCAGGAGAUGGAGGAGCGGCAGUCAGUGUAGUGUCCACAGCUGCCUUUGCGAGCGCACAGCAAGCAGUAGCACAGGCUGUCAUCCAGAACCCUUUCAGUAAUGGAGGCAGUCCAGUGGGGGAAACGGUGGGGGGAGAGACACGCUUUGCCUACUUCCCAGCAGCAACUGUCAGUGACGGUACAGCUGUCUCAGUGCAGGCCACGUCUGAUCCGACCCUCACACAGGCUGGAGGUCAGUUUUACGUGAUGAUGAGUCCACCAGAUAUUUUACAGACUGGAACACCACGGACCAUUGCCCCUCGUACACACACUUACUCUACAGACCUUGGUGAACGUGAGACUCUUCAACACAGCAGAUCAGACUGGAAAAUUGAUGGCCCCCGGGCACCUCGUGAUGAGAGAAGGAGAGCACAGCACAAUGAAGUGGAAAGGAGAAGAAGAGACAAAAUCAACAACUGGAUUGUCACACUGUCUAAAAUCAUCCCAGACUGCAAUAUGGAGAGUACCAAAACAGGAGCAAGUAAAGGAGGCAUCCUGUCUAAAGCAUGCGACUACAUUAGAGAACUCCGACAGACUAACCAGAGGCUGCAGGAGAGCUACAAGGAGGUGGAGAGAAUACAAGUGGACAAUGAGCUACUAAGACAACAGAUCGAAGACCUGAAGAAUGACAAUGCACUGCUCAGAGCUCAACUACAACAACACGGCCUGGAAAUAAGUGAAACUACAUCACAGUGACAAAAAACAACAAAAAAAACAUUCUCACGAAUAAAAAAGUGAAAGUGACGUGACACAGUCUCAAGUGGAGAAAUAAACCCUCAAUGACUCACUUG